Morus notabilis is the source of this 2564-nucleotide messenger RNA. RefSeq names its product probable WRKY transcription factor 2. Gene Ontology annotation, molecular function: sequence-specific DNA binding; DNA-binding transcription factor activity. The record is from RefSeq and is a predicted model, not a curated record. NCBI's taxonomy places the organism in Eukaryota, Viridiplantae, Streptophyta, Magnoliopsida, Rosales, Moraceae. Gene Ontology annotation, biological process: regulation of DNA-templated transcription. The transcript is spliced from 6 exons. Bases 257 to 2488 code for a protein of 743 amino acids.
AAGUUUGAAACAAAAAGAACAUAAUCAUCAUCAUCAUUAUGAUCAUAAUCAUAGUAUGAAAGAAAUUGGGUUGGAAGAGAAGAGAGCUUUGUGUUGUGUUUUAAAGUAAUUUGUUGGAACUGAGAAGAAGAAGAGGAACAGAAUUUGUUUGGUGAAACGUCUGCUUUCAAAGUUCAAAGCUUCAACAUCAUCAAUCUUUGACUCUCACCUCUCUCUCUGGAGGAGAGGAGCACCAAGGGCAUUGGUUUAGACUUUGAUGGCCGGUUUAGAUGAAAAUGUUGCAAUAAUUGGAGAUUGGGUGCCUCCUAGUCCAAGCCCAAGAGCAUUAUUCUCUGCAGUUUUAGGUGGUGAUGAUAUUUCAUCAUCUAAACCACUCUCUAACAAAUCAGAGGACCUAUUUCUAGGAGGACCUCCAAAACCCUUUGAUGGAAAAGAGUUGGCCCAACAAAUCCCGCCUUCUGGGAAGAACCAGUUGGCAGAAAUGGUUGGAGCAUUUUCUGAACAUAAAUCCAACUCCCGUGGAGGUGGAGGACUCGGCGAAAGGAUUGCAGCCCGAGCUGGAUUCAAUGCUCCGAGGCUGAAUACUGAAAGCAUUCGAUCGCCCGACCUUUCAGCGCCUGCUGACACUCGGUCUUCUAUACUCGCAUUAUCACCUGGUCUCAGUCCAACUACACUCCUGGAUUCUCCCGUGUUCCUUUCAAAUUUGCUGGCACAACCAUCUCCAACAACUGGAAAAUUUUCAUUCGUCUCAAAUGGCAAUAGCACGACUUCAACAUUGAUGUUGGAGGCUCACGACAAACCUAACGAUGACUUCUUCGAGGACGCAAACGCCUUAUCUUUUGCUUUCAAGCCUGUUACAAAUUCCAACUCUGCAUUCUUUCUUGGUGCAGCAACCAAAAUGACUUCAACCACCCUCCGUCAGCAAUCUUUUCCUAGCGUUGAGGUGUCGGUGCAGUCAGAUAGUUCUGCUCAAAUUCUGGAACCAACCGGCAUUGAAAAUGAGAAUAAAAACAAACUCCAUCUCCAGGCAGACUUUUGCCUUUCAUGUGUUGAAAAAGACAAUGGCACUAAUACCAUCUCAGCCGAUCAAAGGGCAUUCGAUGAUGUUGGUGGCAGUGUGGAACAUUCUCCGCCGCAUGACGAGCAACUGGACGAAGAAGGAAAUUCGAAAGGAAGUGGAGAUGGCACAGCCGAAGGUGGUGGGGGCACAGUAUCUGAAGAUGGAUAUAAUUGGAGGAAAUAUGGACAAAAACAAGUAAAGGGUAGUGAGUAUCCACGAAGUUAUUAUAAGUGCACGCAUCUGAAUUGUCAGGUUAAGAAAAAAGUUGAAAGAUCUCAUGAGGGCCACAUAACAGAGAUUAUCUACAAGGGGUCCCAUAACCAUCCCAAACCUACAAAUCGAAGAUCUUCUGUUGGGUCAUCUCACCCGCUGAUUGAUAUUCAAAUAGACAUUCCCGAGCAAGUUGGGUUGCAAAGUAGUGGUGAUGGCGACCCAGUUUGGGCAAGUGCACAAAAAGGUAGUGUUGAUUGGAGGCAUGACAACCUUGAGGUGACCUCAUCGGCCUCGGUGGGUCCCGAGUUCUGCAACCAAUCCACCUCUUUGCAAGCUCAAAAUGGUGCUCAGCUCGAAUCAGGUGAUGCAGUGGACGCCUCAUCUACUUUCUCUAAUGAUGAAGAUGAAGAUGAUAGGGGGACACAUGGCAGCGUAUCAUUGGGUCAUGAUGGUGAAGAAGAUGAAUCCGAGUCGAAAAGAAGGAAAAUUGAGGCGCAUGUAACAGAAAUGAGUGGAGCCACCAGAGCUAUUCGAGAGCCCCGGGUUGUGGUCCAGACGACCAGUGAAGUAGAUAUCCUUGAUGACGGAUAUCGUUGGCGCAAGUAUGGGCAGAAAGUAGUGAAAGGAAAUCCAAAUCCAAGGAGCUACUACAAGUGUACUAAUGCUGGCUGCACAGUGAGGAAGCAUGUGGAGAGAGCGUCACAUGACCUGAAGUCGGUGAUCACCACGUACGAGGGGAAGCACAAUCACGAUGUUCCCGCUGCUCGAAAUAGCAGUCAUAUAAACUCUGGACCAUCCAACAACGCAACUGGUCAAGCUUCCGCUGCGGGCAUAAAUGUUCACCGGCCUGAGCCAUUGCAAGGUCACAACGGCAUGGCAAGAUUCGAAAGGCCUGCAGCAGGGGCACUCGGUUCAUUUGGCCUAUCAGCAGCUUCAAGGCAGCAUUUGGUGCCUCCCCAUGGCUUCUCUUUCGGAAUGAACCAACCGGGGCUGGCCAAUCUGGCAAUGGCUGGCAUUGGCCCCGUCCAAGCCAAGUUUCCUGUCCUGCCCAUUCAUCCUUACAUGGCGCAACAACGCCAGGGGAACGAGAUAGGUUUCAUGUUGCCCAAAGGAGAACCCAAGGCGGAGCCUAUUUCCGAUCCCAACAUCAAUCUGUCUAAUAGCUCAAUGUAUCAGCAAAUUAUGAGUAGGCUUCCCCUUGGACCUCAGAUGUAAAACUUCUUCAUCUUCACAGGGAAAAGUAGAAGUUCUUCACUGUAAUAUUAAAAGUAUAAUAUCUAUAUAAUGAUAU